Messenger RNA from Notechis scutatus (mainland tiger snake), 446 nucleotides. The record is from RefSeq and is a predicted model, not a curated record. Lineage: Eukaryota; Metazoa; Chordata; Lepidosauria; Squamata; Elapidae.
AUGGCCCGGGCCUUGGAGAGCAGGGAGGCCCUCCUGGAGUGCCGGGACCCCGUGGUGCACAACGCCCUCUACACGGGGAACCUGGCGGAGGUGCAGCGCCAUUUCUCCGGACGCUCCGCCGUCAACCUGCUCAUCCACGCCCAGAGCCAGGACCUCCGCUGGACCAGCCACAAAUGGGGACUCUGGUCGCUGACCUACGAGCAGGAGCUGACCACGCCGCUCCACAUCACGGCCAGCCGGGGCUACCUGGAGUGCUUGCGCCACCUGCUCUUGCGCGGCGCCCGGGUGGAUCUGGCGCCCGGCGGGCAGACCGCCCUGCACGCGGCUUGCGCGGCUGGCACCACCGACUGCGCCCGCCUCCUCCUCUCCUUCGGCGCUGACCCCGGAGCCGUCUCCGAAGGCGGCUACCAGCCGCUCCACCUCUGCCGGAGCCCCGGCUCGAGCGA